UAUUGAUUAAACCUUGAAGUUUUGACCAAAAACACCCAAAUCAGCUCUCGUUUCACCAUCUCUUCAAAUGCUCUCAAAAACCCUAAUUAAACCCUAAUUCCUAAAAAAAAACUAAGAAUGGCUUCAAUUAUACUUCGAUCUCGCAUUUCAUCAUUAUUAUCAAAAACUAUAAAAUCUGAACGCCGAUUCUCUACCUCGCACGUUGACAAAGAAUCCAUCAUUUCUUCCCAGUCUAUCAUUUCCGAUCAAGCCACCUCUGCCACGUCAGCUUCAGCUGCUGCGGCGGCGGAAACGCUGGAGGCGCCGGCGCCGGAGAGUAAAGGAUUAUCCUUCUUAAAGUAUGCGAUUAUUGCUUCUCUCACCGGCGCUUCUGGUCUUGCUGGAUAUGCUACAUACGCUUAUUCAUUGAAUGAAGUUGAGGAGAAAACAAAGGGGUUAAGAGAAUCAGUUAAGUAUAAAGCUAGUGAAGAUGCAUCAUCGAUUGAGAAUUAUCAGAAUUUGCUUUAUUCUGCUGCAAUGACGAUUCCUGCUAAAGCUACUCAGCUUUACUUGGAUUUAAGGAGAAAGGCUGAAGAACAUGUAAAAGGUUUUACUGAGCCAUUCUCAGAUAAGCUUCUUCCUGAUUUGCAUCCCUCUGAGCAACAUGUUUUUACUCUCGUCUUGGAUCUUAACGAGACAAUCAUAAAUAGUGAUUGGAAGCGAGUAAGAGGCUGGAGAACUUUCAAAAGACCUGGAGUUGACGACUUUCUGCAGCAUCUUGCGAGGCUAUAUGAAAUUGUUGUGUUCUCUGACCAGCUUAGUAUGUAUGUGGAUCCUGUUGUUGAAAGGUUGGACACGAACCAUUGUAUACGAUAUAGGCUGUCAAGGGAUGCUACAAAGUAUCAAGACGGAAAACACUUUAAAGAUCUAUCCAAACUCAAUAGAGAUCCUCGCAAGAUUAUUUAUGUGAGUGCUCAUGCUUAUGAAAGUAGCCUUCAGCCAGAAAAUUGUAUUCCGAUCAAGCCAUUCCUUGUUGAGGAUGAAGAUGCAGAAAUUGUGGAUACAACACUUCUGGACCUGAUUCCAUUUCUUGAAUAUGUUGCUCGUGCUAGUCCACCGGAUAUUAGAAAAGUAUUAACAUCUUAUGAAAGGAAGGAUAUAGCCAACGAGUUUAAGGAACGUUCUAAGGAGACUCAGAGGCGAAUGCAAGAAAAAAGACAACCGGGUUUUUUCAGGCGACAUUGAGGUUGUGGCUUACGUAAAAGUAUACUUGAAAUUUCUUGAGGAAGAAAUGCAGAAGUCAUUUCUAUUUAAAUUUUUUGAGUUGAUGAAAUCAUCUUUUCUCGCAUCAUAAAACCCCACAAGAUUGCCAUUUUUGUGUCGACUGUCGGUAAUUUAGUACCAUAGUUCUUACUCAAUUAUCUUGACCAUGAAGCAUGUAUGGUCGACUUUUUGACAUAGCAACAAUUUGAAUAUAGUCGACAAAUUUCUGGUAUUGAAAUAAUUUUACUCGUCAUCAAGGAUUCAUGUGAGAAUACAAUGCAGAAAAUUGCCUAGCGUAGACCCUUUUUGUUAUGUACAAAUUAUGAGUUAUAUAAAUUAUUUUUAUUUUCAUGUAA
Mercurialis annua (annual mercury) is the source of this 1598-nucleotide messenger RNA. RefSeq names its product mitochondrial import inner membrane translocase subunit TIM50. Bases 118 to 1224 code for a protein of 368 amino acids. The transcript has 10 exons. The record is from RefSeq and is a predicted model, not a curated record. Gene Ontology annotation, molecular function: phosphoprotein phosphatase activity. NCBI's taxonomy places the organism in Eukaryota, Viridiplantae, Streptophyta, Magnoliopsida, Malpighiales, Euphorbiaceae.